AUGCACUAUUCUAAAGCAGAACCUAAGUCUGAUGCACCAAUUUCAUCGCAUCUUUAGUUUUAAUUUUUUAAAUUAAUUUUUAUAAUUAAAAAUAUAAGAAUCCAAAAUAAAUAAACUGUUUUUAUCAAGUGUAAGUGUUAAUAAGAAAAAAAUGAAGAAAAAAUAUAAAAUAAUAAAAAUUAAAAAUUGAUAUAAAAAUGGAGUUAAAAUAGCUAAAAAAUUUUUGUUUAAAUACAAAUCAACGAAUAAAGAAAGAAGAUAAUUUUUAUUAGAAAAAUUAUGUUUUUUAAAUAAAUUGAAAGUUAAAUAUAUAAAAAAUAUUAAUAAUAUUUAUAAAUUAAAUAUACUAAAGAUUAAGAUGAAGAACCUAAUGAGUUUAAAGUGAAGAUUUUAAAAACUUUUUUUAUUAAUUUAUAUAAAUUUAAAGGAUAUUAAUAAAAAAAUUAGUAAUUACUUCUUCUAAUUUGUAAUAUCUUUUAAUCUAUUAUAUCAUUUAUUUUAUUUUUCUAAAAUAUUGAAGAGCAAUUUAUCGAAUUUAAUUAAUUAAUUAUAAAUGGAUAAAAUUAAUAAUUAUCAAAUAUUAAUUUAUUAAUUUGGUUUUAUGAAGAGAUAUCACUAAAAAAUUAAUUUAACAUUUAUAAUUUAAUAUUAAAAUGUGUAUUUAAAUCAUCUACUUAAAAAUAUAUAUAGUAGCAAUUAGAGAUGGGAAGUUAGUUAUUCAUAUUUGAAAAAAUUAAUGUUCUUAUAUUUUAUAUUAAGCUUUUAUUAAAAAUUUGCAAAAUUUACUUUUGA
Molecule: messenger RNA, 792 nt
Organism: Tetrahymena thermophila SB210
Lineage: Eukaryota; Ciliophora; Oligohymenophorea; Hymenostomatida; Tetrahymenidae
Product: transmembrane protein, putative
Exons: 1
Source: RefSeq, a predicted model, not a curated record